AUGAUGAAAAUUGAAGUAGGCAUUGGCGUGUUGUCAUUACCCCAGGUUUUUGAUACUCUGGGUAUGAUACCUGGAGUGCUAGCAUUAUUGGCCAUUUCUUCUAUCACUACAUGGUCUGCUUAUAUUGUCGGGUGCUUCAAAUUGAACCACCCUGACAUGUAUACAAUCGCAGAUGUCGUUUGGAUAUUCAUUGCCGGGUCAGGCAUUCUAGGCCUCUCCAUUGGACUGAAUGCGGUUUCAAUGCACGCCACUUGUACUGCUGCUUUCGUAGCUGUAGCCACAGUCAUCGGAUGGAUAUUUACAAGUGUUCAAACACUUGGAAAAAUGAGCUGGGUUGCGUGGGCUGGGAUGGGAAGUGUUCUUGGAGCAGCUUUUACUCUUACAAUUGCUGUUGGUGUACAGGGCAGACCGGCAAAUGUUGCAUUGUCGCAAGUUGACCCCACUACAGAAUGGCAGCUUUGGGGUGAUUUGGUGUACUACUACUGCGGUUCUAAUGUCGCAUCACUGGUGUUGAGCUCGGCAGGGGCGCUAAUGAAGCGUGUCUGUUAUGGCUUAGCCCUACCAGGGCUCAUUGUUUCUACAGUGCUUAAUGCACACUUGACGUCAAAGUACAUCUUCAUUUGCAGACUGCAGGGAACAAAGCAUUUAACAACAAACACUUGGACUCACUGGAUCACCUGGCUGGGUUGCACAUCCACUAUCAUUGUCAUAGCCUACUGCAUUGCAAGCGGAAUCCCUGAGUUCAGCGCAUUGGUAUCUUUGAUCAGUGCCGUCUUUGGUACAUUUAUGUCAUUCCAUCCUAUGGGCUGCAUGUGGCUAUACGACAAUUGGACAAAAGAACAAACAACCUGGUGGUAUUUCAUGGUGUCCUGGAGUUGCUUCGUGCUCGUGGCUGGCACCUUCUUAAUGAUAUCAGGAUCAUAUGGUUCGGUGGUAGCCCUGAUUGAUAUUUUCAACGGUGAUGAUACAUCGUCAUCGGCAUGGUCAUGUGACGAUAAUUCGAACUCAGUAUAA
Molecule: messenger RNA, 1014 nt
Organism: Aspergillus ruber CBS 135680
Lineage: Eukaryota; Fungi; Ascomycota; Eurotiomycetes; Eurotiales; Aspergillaceae
Exons: 5
Coding region: 1-1014 (337 amino acids)
Source: RefSeq, a predicted model, not a curated record